Molecule: messenger RNA, 3796 nt
Organism: Colias croceus (clouded yellow)
Lineage: Eukaryota; Metazoa; Arthropoda; Insecta; Lepidoptera; Pieridae
Product: nose resistant to fluoxetine protein 6-like
Exons: 12
Coding region: 197-3769 (1190 amino acids)
Source: RefSeq, a predicted model, not a curated record
UCGUAACAUUUAAAACAAAAUAACUUUCAAAAAGUAGUUAAAUCUUUAUCCAAGAAGUACUUUUCGGUAUUAUCAAUGAAGCAUCCGCGCUUGUACGCUGAAAAUUAUUGGAGAUGAAAAUAGACGUCGCGGUGCGAACGCGUAAUAUAUUUCAGUUUUACGUAUGAUGGCGCCGUGAGCGUCUCACGCUCCGGCCAUGGUGAGCCACAGAUGGACGUUUGCUCUUAUUUCAAUCGGAAUUCUUACUCUAGUGUCAGUUAGCGCGUUCCGGGUGCGACUCGCCCAUGAAAGCAAACCAGAUUCCAAAAAACAGUGUGAUUCAUGUGAUGUGAAUGAUGUUAACCUUGGUCAAAAGCAAAGUAAACUCAGUAGUAAGCGCAUGUUUGAAGAUUUAAAAAAACUAGUUAAAGAAAAACUUAAACCAGAAUUAGAUAGCAAAUUAAGAGAUGGCGAAGAAAGUGAUGAGGAUGACGAUGAUUUGAGUACUUUAAAGAAAAAUAUACUUAGUGAUAGUAAAAGUAAGUUGAGUACAAAAAUCAAAACGCGAAUUAUCGACGACGACAAGGAAAAUGAUGAUGAAGAUGAUAGAAAAUCCGAUGAAUUUAGUUCUGAAAAUAUCAAGAAAAAAACAAUACAGGCUGAUAGUUUGAAAGUAGGUCCCAAGCAGAGUAAAAAUCUCGUAAGCGAGAAACGUUCUAAUGAUAAAGACGACGACGAUGAUGAUGACGACAAAGAUGAUAGUGACGAUGAUGUAAGUGUAAUGGAUGAAAGCGAUGAUGAAAUUGAAGAUGAUAAAGAAAUCGAUGUAGUUAAUGAGAAAGAUUCAAAACAAGAAACGAAAAUCAUAAAACCUGUGUCAAAAGCAAAAGCUACUCCAAUCAUGAAGCUUGCAGAAAAAGAACCAGUAGUAGUAAAACAACAAAAAAUUCAAAUAGCUGAGAAAGUUGUAGAAAAUUUAAAGCUGGAUAAGAAGAAAGAUAUAAAAGACGAAAAAGAUAGUGCGAAAAAAACGGCACCUAAGGAAGUGGUUAAAGAACCAAAGACAAUAAUAGUAAGUAAAGAGAAAUCACCUAAGACAGAGUCAGAUAAGAAAGGAUCGGAUGUAAAGUCAGAGGAUGGUCUAGAAAAAAUAAAAGUAAAAUCACACAUAGAAGCUGGAAAACUCCAAAGUCAUAUAAUUUCUAAAGAACCUCUUCCACAAUCAAAAAUAGUUGACGAUGUAAAAGUCGAAAAAGUUCUUAAAAAAGAAUCUAAAACUGACUCGAGACAAAUCCUUAAAGAAGAUGUUGCAAAGGAAAAAAAUGAAAAAAAGGAUAGUAAAAUAAAGCCGUUUACUGAUGCAUUGCAGAGAAAAAAUUUACUUCAAAGCGAAUUCGAGGAUUUUUAUGCAUUUUUUCCAACGUUUGCACCGAAUUUUUCACGCGUACAUAAUCCGGAGUGUCGGCGACAUGGACAAAUAUUGCUGAGGCAGUUACGUGGGACUAAACUUUGGGCAUUAAAUAUGCUCGAUGCAACAGCGAAAAUCCCCUCGGGGAUACUCCAAGGUAAUGGAAUCCAGCUUGGCGACUUUGACCAGUGUUUGGAAAGCCGGGCUCGAGUGCAGUUGGAAACUGGGAGCGUCGUCAAAGUCCAGGGAAAAUAUUGCUUGGCAGUAAUGGAUGUUAAGGCUGAGCAUCCAACUUUAGAGGUCCCUGUGGACCUUUUGCAAGGCAGGAAUCUUAUUAAGAGCAGGGUCGAUGAUCCAGGUCACUUCGUACCAAGAUUCUCAACGUUGAGCUGGGGCUUGUGUGUUCCAUCACCGUGUAACGCUGAUGAUGUAGAAAUCAUGAUAAAGGACGCAAUUAAGCAUUAUAAUAAAUUGGGAAUUUCUGUACGCGUACAAGUUGAUGAUAAUGACUGCCAUGUUCAGAAGAAAGGGGAUUGGUGGGAGGAAUGGUUGGAAAUCCCUACGCUAUUGACAUUAUCUUUUUAUGCUGUGAUUCUACUGAUCGUUCUGUAUGCAACGAUUCAAGACCUAUUAGGUGAUAGAACUGGAAAAGAUGAAAGCAAUGGUGAAGAUGAUGAUAAAGUGCAAGAUACCGAAGUUACUAAGAAAUCAGAUGGAUUCAUAAACGCGUUCUCUCUAACGCGCACAAUGAAGAAGCUGGUGGCACCCGCGGGCUCCGACGAGAUCCCGAGCAUACAUGGUCUCAGAGCCAUUUCUACAAUCGCCCUUAUAGCAGCUCAUAAGUUCCUGCCUGUCGCUCAUAUGCCGUAUACGAAUCGAGUUAAAAUAGCUGAGAUGGUAUCUUCCCCACUCUGGUCGUGGUACCGAGUGGGCUGGGUGUUCACGGACUGCUUUCUCCUCUUGAGCGGGACUCUUACUGCAUAUCGAACUUCUACUAAAACAAGUGCUUUUAAUAAAUUGGCGUCGAGGUAUUUGAGGUUAACUCCAGCGCUCUUAGCUAUUUUAUGGUUUUACGCAUACAUCUGGGAUCACAUCUCAAUCGGCCCGCGAUGGGGAAGCCUUGUGACGAAGAACGCACAAAUAUGCCAAGAUGGCUGGUGGUGGAAUAUGUUCUAUUUGCAGAAUUAUUUCGGCUUGGAGAAUAUGUGCGCCCCACAAACACACCAGCUAGCGCUGGACAUGCAGCUGUCGUUCCUCGGCAGUGUGCUAGUAUGGGCGAUACAGGCAGAUGUGACAGGCGCGAGAUGGGCCAUGCCUUGCAUACAUUUGUACGCCGCUUACUCGAGAUACACCAUGUUCAGGGACCACCGACUGACUAUGAUUGCUUACCAUGGAGUUAGCGUAAAACAGCUGUACCGUACUGGGCUAAUGAGCUACACGUCCAUUUUACAUCGAAGCACUUCGUACUUGAUCGGGAUCAGCUUGGGAUUGGCACUUAGGAACCCGGCAUCGAAUAAUAAGCUCAUCACUAUCCUUGGCUGGCUCACCAGCUCCACCCUCUGGGGUCUCGUACUGUGGGCGGGGUCCGAUACCGGCUCGUUCACUUACCAGUACAACCAGACGUUCGCGGCGCAGUACGCGGCGCUCGUGCCGAUAGCGAGCGCGCUGGCCUUCGCGUGGCUGGUGUAUGCGGCGCACAGUGGGUAUAGCGAAACCCUGUCCAAUGUUCUAUGCAGCCGACCGCUUCUAUUCAUCAGUCGAAUAUCUUACGCUCUCUAUUUAACCCAGUUUAUCGUCUUUCUGACUAGCGCCGCUACGGUCAAGACUUCCAGGGAAUUUAAUAUUUUAACUGUAUUCGAGUUUCAAGAAAUCGCUGCCAUAUUUGUAUCGGCGAUCGUUCUCACUCUCACACUGGUUAUUCCGAUGCAAUCCCUCCCAAACGUUAUUUUCAGAGAAAGUAAACACGAAGAGGAAAAUACAGAAUCAGAAGCCAAAUAUGAAUCAAACGAAGUACACGAAAAAUCUCAAGCAAAAGAAGAAAGAAUGGAAGAACCACCAAAAAGAAGAUCAUUAGUUGCUCAUAGAGAAGUGCUUGAAGAAAUACCUGAAGCCGAAGUAGAAUAUGAGAUACAAAGAGAAAGAAGUCUAGAAGAGAUUAUGGAAGAAGAUGACAAUUUAGAAGAGGAAGAUAGGAUAGAUGAUCUAGAGAUCAUUGAAGAGGAGCAAGGAGAGGAAGAUUGGGAAGGAGAAGAGAUAGAAGGGAAUGGAGAAGAGUUGGAGGCAAAUGGAGAGGAGUUGAGAGGAGAAGAUCGGGAUCUCGAUGAGUGGGAGUGGGCGAACGGGAACCGAAGCGGUGCUCAAUAUUAUCGAUACAGCAGAUAGCUGAAAUAAAUAAAUUUGAUUGUAAAA